CGCAACGAUUUAUCAAGGACGACUUGAUUCGACAGAGCGCAAGCACAGAGUAUAUCAUCGAGGCAGUGGUUUCUCUACAGAAAAGGCGGUAGCGACUCUAGAGCCUUCUCAUCUUCGCUCUCUUGCCAUUUCCAUCUCUCCGCCUCGGUUUUACGGGGCGCGUCAACCUCGACACGAUGAUCCUCGAAGACCAAAGAUAUCUUCACGAAGACCUCGAGCGACUAGAACAAGGAAUCGCCGACCGCAUUGGCGAAGAACCGAAACACAUCCGCGACCGUCUCAAUCGCGACCACGAAAUAUCGCAGCUGCUCGACCAGAUUCAAUCACAAUCCUCCAAGCUCCUGGACAUUUACCGAGACAACCAUGGGUUCCUCUCUCGCGAGGUCCAGCAAAUCGGCGCCGAGGACCCUUUCGAAGAAUUCUAUGACCAGAUAAAGAAUGCCCGCGAGCACCAUGCCAAAUACCCGGCCGAGCAGGCAGAGAACUCGGAGCUGCGGUACCGUGCGAAGAAGUCCGGUGACGAGCCGGUGCCCUACAUCGUCGACUCGUUGUUUUCGGGCGAGGAAGGAUUCGGCCGCUUCUUCGACCUCUAUACUUGCCACGAGGCGUACCUCAACUUGCCCGGCGUCAAGCGGCUGUCCUACCUGCAAUACCUCGAGGUUUUCGACAACUUUGCUCCCGGUGCAGGUGGCGUCAAGAGGAACGACAAGUUGACGGAUCAAUAUUUCAAGUAUGUAGGGGAGCUGUCAUCGUAUCUGGAGUCGUUCAUGCGCAGGACACGGCCGCUCGAGAACCUGGACAAGGUCUUUGCCGGUUUCGACAAGGAAUUCGAAGAGGCGUGGGAGAAGCAAGAGGUCCCCGGUUGGCAGGCGGAGAACGGUACCCAUGGCGGGGCAAAGCAAGUAAGCACGGCCGAUGCGAAUUGGUGCGAAGACUGCGAGCGGGAGUUCAAGAAUGAGAACGUGUACAAGGCCCACCUGACUGGGAGGAAACACACCAAGGCCGCGGAGGCGAGGAAAGCCCGGCUAGAGAGUUCGGCGGAAGAGACCAACGGCCGAAACGGCGCCAAGGGUGGUCUGUCAGGAAGCCGGCUCAAGGAGCGCGCCGUGGCGGAACGCGAGUUCCGAGUGAAGAAGUUGGCGGCGGCGAUGAGCACAGAACGCAGCGACACGCGGGUCAACGUCGAGCGCAGGCAGGGCAUGACGGAGCGGGAGCGGCAACAGGAGCUCGAGAAUCUCAUGAACCUUACAGCCUCCAACGGCGGCGGCGGCGGCGGCGGCAGGCGGAACGGGCAGGAGGGUGGGGACGACGAGGACGAAGAUGGCGAGGAUGGGGAGGAGAAGAUCUACAACCCGCUCAAGCUGCCGCUGGCGUGGGACGGUAAGCCCAUUCCCUUCUGGCUGUACCGGCUUCAUGGGCUGGGCGUGGAGUUCCCGUGCGAGAUAUGCGGCAACUUCGUGUACAUGGGACGACGGGCGUUCGAUAAGCACUUCAACGAGGCGCGGCACAUUCAUGGGUUGCGGUGCCUGGGCAUCACCAGCACGACGUUGUUCCGUGACAUCUCGAGCAUCGAGGAGGCGACGAACCUGUGGGACAAGAUUCAGCGUGAAGCCAAGAAGCACAAUGUGGACGAUGGCAGUAUCGUGCAGAUGGAGGAUGCUGAGGGCAACGUCAUGCCGGAGAAGGUGUACUAUGAUUUGCAGAAACAAGGAUUGCUGUGAGCGAACGCUUGCAGCUGUACGAAAGUCUGCGGUGGUGUUAGAUAAUAGAUCUUUGUUUGUGAUACCAAAAUUCAAAGGGGAGGACCCGAUGUCUUGUGUCCUCCGUCCCCAAGUUUGUAGAACACAGACCGCAGACAGUGUAGAUUUUGCC
This is a messenger RNA of Sodiomyces alkalinus F11, 1872 nucleotides long. RefSeq names its product splicing factor 3a. The transcript has a single exon. The record is from RefSeq and is a predicted model, not a curated record. Gene Ontology annotation, cellular component: spliceosomal complex; nucleus. The coding region runs from base 177 to 1721 and encodes 514 amino acids. Gene Ontology annotation, molecular function: zinc ion binding; RNA binding. Lineage: Eukaryota; Fungi; Ascomycota; Sordariomycetes; Glomerellales; Plectosphaerellaceae. Gene Ontology annotation, biological process: mRNA splicing, via spliceosome.